AUGACAUCCACACAGCGAAGUGAGAGCAUGAACUACGUGCUCAAGAAGAACUUUGUAAGUGAGAGACAAAACCUACACCGGUUUGUCAGCCAGGUAAACUCCUGCGUCAAAACCAGGAGGCAGACAGAGAACCAAGAGACAAUGGGUAACAGGAAGGAACAAAACACGCUGACCUUCUAUGGGUCUGAUACCCAGAUGGCAAAGGUUUACUCACAAGCUAUGUACAGUGAGAUCAGAAAAAGGCUAAAACUGAGCACACUCUUCACGGCGACAGAGAUGGAAGAGCCCACAAAGUACCUCGUGCGCUACAACAACCCGCAAAAACUGUCUGCGUGGUCUCAGCACGCGUUCCAGACAAUUAAGGCUGCCAGCGUUCCAGAGAAAUACAUCCUCAGGAGAUACACCAAACGCCCGAACAUCCAGCCAACAUUCAACAGAAAUGACUUGAGGACAGUAGCGUCAAACAAGGCAUCCCAAUACUGCAUUGAAAGCUCACUGCUGACACUGAACAUGAGGGUGCACAGAAAAAACCUGAGAAGCCAAGAGCAAAUGGCGAGGUCACGGGUCGUCUUGGACAAACUUGAACAAGAACUCGACGCCAUGCACUCUGCUGAAAAUGGAGGUGUCGCUGACAAUGAAACCAUUGAGCAGGAUAUUGCUACAAUGUUAUCCGAGAUGAACCAUCUGGGAGCUGUUGACCCGUUUGACAACGAGGAAGAGGAGCAGCAGCAACUAGAGCUUGCCCAUGUGCACACUCAAGAGCAGCAACAUGCUCACAUGCACGAUCAUGAGCUUGAUGGUGCUGUAGGCGAACGACAUGACAACAGGACAUCCUACCGGCAACAGCAGGAAAGGAUUGGAGCCACCCAGGUUUCUACCAAUGGAGACAACACACGUAACAGCUACACUUGCUGCAAGUGUGGGGGAACUGACGGGCAUAAUGCCCGCACGUGCAAAGUGGGCAAGGAGGUCAGUGGCGCUGAACAGACACAGGGCAAGGUGCAGAGUUCCAAAAAAUCAAAUGAAGACGAUGAAGAAGAAGAGUUUGAUGAGAAUGACGACCAAUCAGACGAAGACAAUGAAGAUGACAGUGUCGGGGACGAGGAAACUGAAACUGACGAUGAAGCUGCCAAGGCUCAACCAGGGCGCCGGCAAGGCACAACAUUCGGGGCCAGUUAG
Messenger RNA from Aegilops tauschii subsp. strangulata, 1179 nucleotides. The record is from RefSeq and is a predicted model, not a curated record. Lineage: Eukaryota; Viridiplantae; Streptophyta; Magnoliopsida; Poales; Poaceae.